Cyanistes caeruleus (blue tit) is the source of this 2507-nucleotide messenger RNA. NCBI's taxonomy places the organism in Eukaryota, Metazoa, Chordata, Aves, Passeriformes, Paridae. The record is from RefSeq and is a predicted model, not a curated record.
CGGCUCCCGCAGGCGUUCCGCGUGGACGUGAUCCGUGAGGAAGGGGACACCCUGGAGUUCGACAUGGUGGGCAUCGACGCCGCCAUCGCCAACGCCUUCCGCCGCAUCCUGCUCGCCGAGGUGCCAACGAUGGCUGUAGAGAAGGUCUUUGUGUACAACAACACAUCCAUUGUGCAGGAUGAAAUUCUGGCUCAUCGGUUGGGCCUCAUCCCUAUCCGAGCUGACCCUCGGCUCUUUGAGUACAGAAACCAAGGAGAUCAGGAAGGCACUGAAAUUGAUACUCUGCAGUUUCAGCUGAAAAUCAAAUGCAAACGAAACCCUCAGGCUGCCAAGGAAUCAUCUGAUCCUGAUGAACUAUAUUUCAAUCAUAAAGUGUACAGUAAACACAUGACGUGGGUGCCCCUGGGGAAUCAGACAGACCUCUUUCCAGAUGCUGACUUCCGACCUGUUCACGAUGACAUCCUCAUUGCACUGUUGCGACCCGGACAGGAAAUAGAUGUGCUUAUGCAUUGUGUCAAGGGUAUAGGUAAGGAUCAUGCCAAGUUUUCUCCUGUGGCCACAGCCAGUUAUCGACUGCUUCCUGACAUUACUCUCCUGCAGCCUAUUGAGGAUGAGGCAGCUGAGACAUUACAGAAGUGCUUUUCCCCUGGGGUCAUUGAGAUCCAGAAUAUCAAUGGAAAAAGGGUGGCAAGAGUAGCCAAUGCACGGCUGGACACAUUCAGCAGAGAAGUUUUCCGACAUGAGGGUCUGAAAAACCUUGUGCGCCUGGCAAGAGUACGGAACCAUUACAUCUUUUCAGUGGAGUCGACAGGUAUCUUACCUCCAGAUGUGCUGGUGAGUGAAGCCAUCAAGAUCCUGAUGGGAAAGUGUCAGCGCUUCCUCAAUGAGCUGGACUCUGUGCCUAUGGAGUGACCAGGCUGUAGCUGGGAAAGCAGAAACCUGCACUGCUGUUCUGGGCUUCCUGCACCUGCCUCGAUGGGGGAUUCCUCUUCCAUAGGCAGAAGGCUUGAGAGCGGUUUGCCAAGAAUCCAAGGACUAUCUCUUUGGAUUUUUCUGUUGGUAAUGAGCCUCAGUGAGGAGAUGCACUAAAAUAAAGGCUUUUUUUUUUAAAAAAAAAAAGCUGUGUCCUGUGCCAUUCACAAUUGUGAAACCAAAACCAUCAUACAUGGAAGAAGUGGCAGCAGGUCUAAGGAUGGCUAACAGCAUUUAUUUUAGAUGGUAUGCCGUGAGUGAGGAGGACUGAUGGGGUGGUGUAGUAAAGCACUUCACAGCAGGUCAGUGAGGUUUAAAGAGUUGGCAUAAGGGCACGGCUGUUUUGCAGGUGUUUCAGACCAGCUCUGGGAUAGUUAAUAUGGUAGAGAAAAGGCUGUACUAUUAGAGGACUGGAACACCUCUCCUAUGAAAAAAUUGAGAGAGAGCUGUGAUUGUUCAGUUCAGCCUGGAGAACAAGAAAGCUCCAGGGAGGCCCCAUUCUGGCCUUUCAGUAUAUAAAGGGGGCAUGGAGAAAGACUUUACCAGGGUCUGUAGUGACAGGCUAAAGGCCAACAGUUUUGAACUGGAAGAAGGUAGACUUACAUUGAACGUCAGGUAUUUUUUACAAUGAAGGUGGAGGUAAGUUGUCACAGGUUUCCCACAGCUGCGAAUGCCCCAUCCCUGAAGUGUUCAAGGCCAGGUUAGAUGAGGCGUUGAGCAACGUGGUUAAGAGUUGAAAAUGGGAGUACUGGUGUGUCUCAGUUUCUGAAGUCAAUCCAUGCUAUAGUGCUAGACUUCAGUCUAGUUCUACAUUCUGCUAAGUAAGUCGAAUCAAAGUUUCCCUGGGGUAGAAUUACUUAAGAGUGUAAACAUCCUGUUAGGGUGAAUAUGCUGUAGGGAGAAGGCACACUUGGCAUCCUGGCUCCAACCCAAAUCUAUCCCAUGCCAUGCUGCAGACCCAGGUAUAUACUGCAUGUGCAUGUCACCCAUUAUCACUGUCUACCCAUCCAUAACUAUCCAUCCAUCCACCUCUGUGCUACUUGCGUCACAUGCUUAUGGGAUGGGCCCUUGAAAAGUCUUAAGGUUUUGCUUUGACAAUACACAUCCCUCAAGCUGUAAGCUGGGACCUAGAAUUAAAAUAAACUAUCAGUGAGUCACAAAUUAAUACCUCAAAAAUGCAAUUUCCCCCUCACCUAAUUAAACUAUAUAGUCUGGAAUGGUUCAUCCCCUGACAGUGUAUACACCACCAGCAAAGGUGCUCCCUUUUUGGUAGCUGGAAUAAGGGAUACUGUGAAAUCUCCAGGAGGGCAGUCUGGCCAGACCAGAGGCCUCAGAUCUUACUGAAACAGAUAAAAGAAUAAAAAUGAAACAUGACACCAUGUGUAUGAAACUGGAAUAGCUUUACUGACAUUCAGGUGUAACACAACCAGUUCAGAGACGGCUUUGGAUUUAAACAUUCCUACAAAAAAGGUUUAAAAUCCAUUUUACAAAAACCCCUUGUGUCUAGCAUGAAGUCACAGAAUGUUAAAAAUAUC